AUGUAUUCUCAUAACAUUCUCUCUAAUAGAGGGUUUGCUUCCACCAAGAACACUUUCUCCCGAAACUAUUCCAUUAUCCCAUCCAAUAACACUAUAACACAUCAUGCCCAAAUCGCAUGGAAAAGGCUUUCCAAGAAUUCAUAUCAAGAUUCACAAAUUUCCUCCAUAAACAAAAUCGCUCAAGCAUUUACCUUGGCAUUAACCUGUUCAUACAUUGUUCUUCCUGGAAUAUUCGCCUUAAAUAUUGAUAAAGGUCUUCGAAGUAUUGCACAGAUCCAUAGAGCAUUUGGGCGUAAAAUUUCUGAAAUUUUUGAUGAUUUUGAGGAAAUCCCAGUUGCAUCAGGAAGUAUUGCACAGAUCCAUAGAGCUUCUUUAAAGUAUAAAUACCAGAAGAAACGUAUCAAGCCUUUGUUAGUUGCAGUUAAAGUAAGACAUAUAGGGGUUGGUGAAUCAAUUAGAAGAGAUUUUGAUAUUAUAAAUGUGGUUGCAAAGAUGUCAAAGUUUAUUCCAACUCUUAAUUGGUUGAGAUUGGAUGAAAGUGUUCAACAGUUUGUUGUUUUUAUGAUGCCACAAGUUGAUCUUGCAAGGGAAGCUGCUCAUCUGAGUAGAUUUAUAUAUAAUUUUAGGAGUUGGAAAGAUGUUUCUUUUCCAAAACCUGUGUAUCCACUUGUUCAUCAUGCUGUUUUGGUGGAAACUUUUGAACAUGGAGAACGUGUGUCUCGUUAUGUUGAUGAUCUUGAAGGACAUGUUAGGCUUAAGAGUUCUCUUGCUCAUAGUGGGACUCAUGCAGUUUUGAAAAUGCUUCUGGUUGAUAACUUCAUUCAUGCUGACAUGCAUCCUGGAAACAUCCUUGUACGAAGCAAAUCAUCAAGAAAAGGGAUAUUCAAAUCAAAGCCUCAUGUCAUAUUCCUUGAUGUAGGUAUGACUGCUGAGCUGUCAAAGAGUGAUCAAGUCAAUUUAUUGGAAUUUUUUAAAGCUCUUGCUUGUAGAGAUGGACGCAUUGCAGCCGAAUGCACAUUGAAGCUUUCAAUACAACAAAACUUUCCUGAUCCACAGGCCUUCAUCAAGGUAAAAAAAAUUCACAUGUAA
Molecule: messenger RNA, 1089 nt
Organism: Lactuca virosa
Lineage: Eukaryota; Viridiplantae; Streptophyta; Magnoliopsida; Asterales; Asteraceae
Source: the annotation of a GenBank genome assembly